This is a messenger RNA of Temnothorax curvispinosus, 1002 nucleotides long. RefSeq lists its product as uncharacterized. Bases 1 to 1002 code for a protein of 333 amino acids. The record is from RefSeq and is a predicted model, not a curated record. The transcript has 5 exons. NCBI's taxonomy places the organism in Eukaryota, Metazoa, Arthropoda, Insecta, Hymenoptera, Formicidae.
AUGGAAGAAGUACCGGGUAAACAUGAUGGUACGUUCAUAUACGUAUACGAUGGACAUGUUUAUCAUAGCGAUAAACGAUGCAAUGGCAUCUAUCGAUGUUCAUCGCGGCGAAGUCUAGAUUGCUACGGGGUAUUGAAACGAAAUCAGGACGAGACGUACACAUUAAAAACGUCGCACAAUCAUCCACCGAACGAGACAACGUUACAAGAGGUGGAAAUGAAGCAGGAAAUGCUGCGAAUUUGCCGAGAGACAAUAAUGAAACCAAAAGAUAUAUUCGACAUGGUAUGCCGACGAAAUCCAGUGGCUGCGAAAAAUUUAACUUACCGUACUAUGAGAAGUUUUCUGUACAGAGAACAAGUACGUCACAGACCGGAGAUACCACAGACUAUUGUCCGUCUUGAAGUAGCAUUGAUGAAUUAUCAGCCCGCCGAACACAUUUAUAAAGGCACAGUACUAUCGGAUAAUGGCUAUAGAGCAGUGCUAUUUACAACUGAUACCCUACUAAACGCGCUAGCAACAUCCACAGAAAUAUUCAUGGACGGUACAUUUUCGGUCGUUCCCAGAGUGCCAUCCUUCGCGCAAUUAUAUACCAUUCAUAUUCGAUAUAUGGACACGGGUAUACCGGUCCUUUUUAUAUUGUGUCAGAAGCGCACCGUCGAUGUGUAUAAUGCGAUUUGGCGAAGGGUAAAGGAACUGCGUCCGGAUGCACUGCAAGGAGUGCAGUCAGUUAUGAGUGAUUACGAACGUGCGGCAAUGACAGUUGCAAGAGAGACUUUUCCAGAAGCACGUAUAACUGGUUGUUGGUUUCAUUUUAAUCAGGCCGUAUUAAGACGUUGGAAAGCAUUGGGUCUAAUGGUAGCCCCUAGAAAGGUUCUUGGUUUUACCAUGGCCUUGCCAUUGGCACCGGUCAAUGCAUUUGAGGAAGGAUUGCGAAUAAUACAAGAAGAGGCUGAUCUGAUAUCGACAGAGUAUCCUGCUGUAUUGCAGUUUACUGUUUAUUAA